This is a messenger RNA of Hydractinia symbiolongicarpus, 7651 nucleotides long. RefSeq lists its product as uncharacterized. The record is from RefSeq and is a predicted model, not a curated record. Bases 984 to 3413 code for a protein of 809 amino acids. Gene Ontology annotation, molecular function: ubiquitin-protein transferase activity. NCBI's taxonomy places the organism in Eukaryota, Metazoa, Cnidaria, Hydrozoa, Anthoathecata, Hydractiniidae. The transcript is spliced from 12 exons.
AUAUGAAUUUUUCAAAAUUCCCAUAAUAUUUUGGCCAGGGUUGUCUGAGAAUUUUCCUAUGUCCAUAGCAUUGAAAAUUCUAAGAGGAGGGUCCCGAUAAGCCGCAAAAGGCGAGUUCGGGCGACUUUUCGAAUUAAAUUGGCGGUUGUCCUCCGAAACCGCCUGCACUUUCCCGAACUCGCCCGGAGCAUUCCCGAAAUGCAAUUCGUUGUACCAUGCGGACGACAGUUUGAAGAAGGCGCUUGAAGAGAAAAGCAGGGGCGGAUUUAGACUUCGGCCACUUCGGCACUCGCCUAAGGAGAAAUUUUGCCAAUGAGAAAAUCAUGUGUAUCUAAAUAUAGAAAUUGAUUUAAAGCAACGCAUAAUUUUUAUUAUAAGCGUUUAAUAAAAUUCCUUUGCGCCCAGGAUCCGAGGUAAUAUUCUUAUCUCCACUCAGGAGUGUUUGCCGAGGCUCGACUCUCCUUCGAUGUGCUUUGCCGAAGUACUAUGGUUCUUACGGUAGUCGAACUACAUUUUGCCGCAUUUCGCUGACUUUGUUUCUCUCGAUUCCUUUGUUUUCUGCCGUAAAAACAGUCGACUUCGGCGGCUGCCUAUGGCACUCCAGUCACAUUAAUACAGUUAUCUUAAGAUAACAAAUGUUAUCUUAAGAUAACUCUAUUAAUGUGACUUUGGAAUGCGUGCAUAUUCACAUUAAUGUUCUGAUUGUAAGAUAACUCGAGUAAUCUUAAGAUAACAAAUUAUCAGAGAAAAUAUUGUAAGAUUUCUUGAUCAUGGUAACAUUAACGACUUUUCUACCUUUGAUGUUAGCGCUAUCUUAAGUUAACUAAAGUUAUCUUAAGAUAACUAAAGUUAUCUUAAGAUUACGAGAAAACUGGAGAUUACUCAAGAACUAUGCGAAACAAAAACGCGUUUUAAACUUAAACACGCGGGAAGUACGUUCGUCCGACGAAAUCGUGCUUCCUGCUUUAUCUGAUACAUCUGCUAUGAUAGAUAGGUUAAUGAAUUUGGAUCCUGUUGUGUCAACGUCUGAGACUACACUGAUGUUUCCACCCAUGAUACCAAGGAGAACUACAGAAACAACAACAUCAAGAUAUGUACCAUAUUCCAGAGUUACAUCAAUUUCAUCAGUUGGCUCGGCUAGACAACCUAUAAGAUCAAACACAAGCACAAGAUUCGUACAAUCUUCAGCAUUCACAACUAAUUCAUCUGUUGUUUUACCUAGACAACCUACAAGGUCAAGUAUAUCAAGAUCUGUACAAUCUUCAACAGUUACAACCAAUUCAUCUGUUGGUUUACCUAGACAACCUACAAGGUCAAGUAUAUCAAGAUCUGUACAAUCUUCAACAGUUACAACCAAUUCAUCUGUUGUUCUACCUAGACAACCUACAAGGUCAAGUAUAUCAAGAUCUGUACAAUCUUCAACAAUUACAACCAAUUCAUCUGUUGUUUUACCUAGACAAGCAAUGGCAAGACACAUCUCUUCACCUGCUACCACAACUUCUACUUCUCAAUCUAGUUUAACCAUAUUGGAUAAUAUCUUACCACCAAAUUUUGAUGAAUUGGUCGAAGUUGCAACUGCUGAAAGAGAAAUUCAAAAUUUAAGAAAUUUUACAUACCAGCACAAAAGUACAAAGAGAAAAAGAACAGCAAAACCAGGUCCUGAAGUGUCAUCAAUCUAUAUUAAGUUAUAUCAUCUUCCCUGCGCGUCUGCCAAACCAAAAUAUGGUAAAGGAAACAGCGACCUAGUAAAAAGACAUUUUGACAGUGGAUAUGGAUUUGCCAGACCAUGUUAUGACAUUGUUACAAGAAAAAUUAAAAAGAUGUCAAUUAGUAUUCACUUAAAUGAAGAACAAUUUGAUGAAUUGUUACACGAGCUGUUUCCUCAUUUAGCACAAAAUUAUGGAUUUUUUACACUUUCAACUGGUGGAGUGUACCGAAAGGCUAAUAUCACUAAGCCAUCGGAUAUUAAAACCAUAAAAUACACGGGAACCCUUAUUGUGGCCAAUGCUAAUGAGUUUCCAGAACAUGGAGCCAGUACUAUUGAAACUCGCACACUGCAGGAAUCUUAUAGGAGGUUCAAUACCACUACACUGUCUUCUGAUUAUGCACUUCAACCUUUACAGUCUGUUUUGACUUAUCGUGCAACUCAGCCUUCAACAUCAGCUUUAACUACUAAUGUUUCAAGGUCAACUGUUAGUACUAAUGCAAUCAGCCCAAUACUUACAAGUCAAACUAAUUUAAGGACUUCACAAGAACUUGAAACAGUUAUUGCACCAAGGUUAAAUGGUCCAAUUCAAGAAAACCCUUUGUCUCAACUUUUACCAAGUUUUUCAAGAAAUAACUUAAACCAAUUUGAGGUUGACAGAAAAACUCUCCUACUCUCGCUGGAUUCAGAACAACAGCUCUUAAUAGACAGGUCUAACCUUGUUGCAGAUGCAUUUGAGCAAUACCAAGAUACUUCUAUUUUAGACUGUAAAGUUUUCAUAAAAUUUUUGGAUGAAGAAGGUCAUGACCUUGAUGGCUUGACUAAAGAAUUUUUUUCCUCAUUUUGGAUAAAAUUUUCAGAACAAUACUUAAAAGGAGAAAAUCAAAAGUAUUUUACUGUUCAACCCGAACCUGUGCUAACAGAUGCUCAGCUAAAGGCAGUUGGCAUGAUUCUUGUGCAUGGCUUUUUGUUGACAGGAUAUUUGCCAUUGAUGAUUAACAAUAGUCAGUUGUUCAUUAUCUUGUCUGGCAAAGAACCAUCAUCUGAAUCCAUGGCAACAUCAUUCUUGUCUGUUAUAGGUGAAACAAACAAACAGCUCAUUUUAAAGGCAAAGCAAAUGAGUUGCUAUGAUAACUCACUAGAGAUGUCUCUGGUUAGACUACUCUUAAUGUACGAAAGUACGUAUUUACCUUCCCCCAGCACAAUUGAUAAUUGUAUCAAAAAUAUUUCUAAGUAUAUGAUGGUUAAAAAGCCAUACUUCGCAUUGCAAAAGAUGAGUUUAGGGUUAACGGGAGAAGUGAAAGAGUUCCUAACCAAUUUAACUGAAGACCUCUUGUUGCAGUACCGUGAAAAAUUGAUUCCAUCUGGUGCGGCUAUUCUAUCUAAGUUGUCACCACGAUAUAGUGAUGAUGACGAUUUAAAAUUACAGGAAGAAACUGUAUUUGAUUUUUUACACAUGUAUGUGGAAACCUUGGAUUCCACUAAAGCUGGUCAUUUCUUGAAGUUUGUGACUGGUUUUGAGGUGGUGUACGAUACAAUGUAUGUCGAUUUUAAUGGAGAAGAAAGUUUGCAUAAAAUGAUUCCUACUGCACACACAUGCACCUCGAUAUUGCAUUUAUCAAGAUUUUUUUUAUGUUAUGAAAGCUUUGUAGAGGCAAUGGAACUUGCUUUAGGAAGCCAGAUUAGCUGGGGGUUUUCUAUGAUUUAGCUGUAUAGUUUAAUUUGUUUUUAAAGUUUAAUAUUAUUCAGUUAUUUCACUAGAAAACUUUAACAGUACCAAAAUAGUAGUACUCAUUUGAUUCUCCAAGCUCAACGAAUAGUUAAAUUCAGGGCUUAUAGUACUAAAAGAGGUUUAAUCUUUACCUAUUUCAGACUUCUUUUUGUACAUAUUUUUAAAAGAUUUUGUCUAUUUUUUAUAGUAUAUAUAUAUAUAUAUAUAUAUAUUUAAAAAGAUCUUGUCUAUUUUUUGUUGCAUUUUGUAUAUAUUUUUAUAAAAAGAUUUUGUUUUUUUUAUUGCAUUUUGUAAAUUUUUUAAGAACGUAUUUUUACAAACAUUCUGUAUAUUUUUUAUUGCAAAACAUAAUAAUGUAUUUGAAUUUUUUUUUUUUUUUUUUGGUCAAGUCAACAGCUGAUUUGAGAAAUAGAGUUGCUUUAUGUAAAAUGUACUUUAUUGUCAAAAAGUGAAGGUUUUCACAAAAUUAUGAAAUAAAGUUAUGAGAAAUACCAACACAUUAGUUUUAAAGAAAGAUUUAGCACAAAAUUUAUUUAGUGUUAGAUUGAAACAGCUUUUUCUGAAAUACAAUUUUAUUCUCUAAGAAUAAGGUUUUUGUAUUAAAAUUAGAUGGUUACAAUCUGCUUUUAUUUUUUUAGAUUAUAUUUAAGUAUAUACAUUAUGCAAAAUCGUUUAGAGAGAUCUGGGGUUGCAUCUGUUCAAAAUGUAUUGGAAUUUAUUCAUAAUGGACUUCAACAGAUAAAAAGGAUUACAGAUGAUGAAAAUAUUACAGAUGCUAAUGCAAACGCAAGUCGAAAACACCUUGAUGACAUACAAAGAAAUCUAACAAGAUUAAAUUCUGUCAUUAGCAACGAUGUAUACUUGCAAAUAUCAUCAGAAAUAGAAGUUGUGAGACAUAAAGUGGAUUUAAAGAGCAUACAAGGUAACAAUUCAAAAGAAGUUGAAAAAAUGCCCAGAAAAAAAAUAACAAAAAAAAGGGCAAUGCAUUUUGUGACAUUAAAAAGGAAAAUGUUAUCCAUUUUUUGUCACUUGGUUUUACCGUAAAGUCAAUUGCAGAGAAGGGACUACUUGGUGGAAAAGUGCAUCCAAACACCUUGCAUAACUUCAUCCGUAACAACCAUAUACAGACACCAAGACAACAUUACUCUGACAUAACUGAUGAUGAUUUGUCUUCAAAGUUGCAUGAUUUGUCUUCCCGAUUUCCUAAUUCUGGUGUUCAGGAAAUGUUAGCUCUCUUGAGGUCUGAAGAUCCCCCUGUCAUUGUUCAGAGAAGAAGAGUUACAGAACUUCUGUCCAAAAUUGAUUCAGUUGGCACUGCCAGAAGAUGGGCACAGACAAUUUCUAGAAGAAAGUAUAGUGUUCCGACUCCAAAUUCACUUUGGCAUAUUGAUACAUGCCAUGCGCUUAUUAUGUAAGUAACACUAUUUUACAAUUGUUUUAUAUUCUAAUUAAAAAUAAAUGAUACCCUUUUUUGAAUUGCUUUAAAGUUAAAUAUAAAUUUUUAUACUUUUUACAGUUGGAACUUUGUAAUUGAUGGCUGCAUUGAUGGGUAUUCAAGACUGAUACCAUAUCUCACUAUUAACACUGAUAAUCUAGCUACAUCAGCUUUUAACGAUUUCUUGACAGGUGCUCUUAAUUAUGGUAUUCCAAGUCGUGUACGGGCAGAUAUAAAAAGAAUCUCGCCGAAGUGUGGACUUUUGGACUCUUUUUAGUCGAAAUUUACGGUGAAAGAAAGAUUGAUAUUAGGGGAUGGGUGCGUAGGAAUAAUUUACUCUUCCUAUUGUUAUUGCCUCGCGGUAGCCGGUCUGUUUAAUGGGUUCGGCCAGCUUCGGCCAACUGCAAUUCUGAAGUUCUUUCUGAUCCAACAUGUCUUCUGAUGGGAGCUUGCGGGAUCGGGUUGUGCUUGCUGUAAAAAGCAAUGAUAUUUGCGAAUGUAAAAGUCUUUAUAAGAUAUUGAAAGAUAAAAUAACAGAGUUUCCUGAUUUUGGAACAUUAGAUCAUUGGAGAAAGAUUGAGAAAAAGUUGUUAAGCAGAAAUUUCAGUGUUGAACAUUUUAUUCCUGGGUAUGCAAAAGAGAAAGCAUUCGUCGCUUUGAGAUAACUAUCUAUUUUUACUUUUGUUGAUAAUCCCUAAGGAAUGUUUAAAAAUAAAUUAAUUGUAUUGUGGUGACAAAGCGCUAUUAAGCUUUUAAACAAUAAACAAAAGGGGGUUCACUACAAUAAACAAAAAGUUUCUAUUUGGGUCAUCGAGACUAUUUAAUGACAAUAAUAGAGCCAGCUGUUAUUCUUGUUGUAGAUUUGCAGUAGAGUGAAGUGAACAAAUUUUUUAUGUUCACUUUUGUAGAUCUGAAGCUUCUGGAAAUUGUUUAUACAGUUCAGCAUUCUUGUGUUUGUGAAGUAACAAUAUGUUGGUGGACUUGCUACGACUUCUGGUAUCGUUGGAACUUUUUCUCUUCCCAAAUUUUUAUUCCAAUCAUCCUCUAUUUUCUUCCAUCUUUCAAGAGCAGAGAGGUUCUUUCAGUUCUCUGAAAAAUAUUCUAUUUUUCUGUGUUUCCCAUGUUGCUUGUGACAGCAAUAAAGAGGGGGAAGAGCUUAUAAAAGAGGAAGCUGUCUUAAAUUUAAAUGACAAAAACUGGUCAAGUUUCCUUUGCCUUUUAGCUUUGUCCCCAGUUACAGGGAGAAUUAUAUUCUCAUAUUACCCUGAUAUUGGAGAGGAAAAGUUUAAGGUUUGUAUGAACCAAAAAAUAAUUCCCCGUAAGCAUGUUUCAAUGAAGGCUGAUCUACACAUAAUGUUUUGUUAUGAAGGCCUUAUGUUAUCUUCAAAAUUUCAGUCCAACCAUUUCGUGCCUCUCGUUCAUUCUUCUUUAAAACGAAAGACUGAUCAAUCACUUAAAUUAUGUUUUCCUAAAAAAGUAUUUACUGACGGUAAUAUGUGUGUAGGUGGUAAAUUACAGACAAAACUUAAUUUCUUAACAAAACCUAUAGUUAAAACAUAUGAAUCACCUGCUAUAACUUCCAGUAUUAGCACAAUUUCCAAAAAUUGUUCCACUGUUGAUAGUACAGAACCUGAAAUGGUUUAUGUUUGUGAAAAUGAUGUUGGAUCUUUUUGAAAAAAAGUUGCUAAAUUAAAGGAAAGUGAUAUUCGUAAACUUAUUACAAAUUUAUUCAUUCCAGAUAACACUUACAAUUUCCCUGUCAGUAACAGGAAAUUUCAGUAUAAAUGGCUUUCUGAUUUUUCAUGGCUGGCAUAUUCGCCUACUAUGGAUGGUGCAUUUUGUCUUCCUUGUGUCCUAUUUGGAGACAGAUUUCCCAGUAAAUCUUAUAAGGUCACCAAACUUUUUUCUGAACCUCAAAAACAUUGGCCAGAUGCAGUACCUUCUUUUAAACGUCAUUGUUCGUCUAAGCAGGGUUUACAUGUAAAUACUUCUCUUCUCUUCAAUUCUUUUAUUGAUAAUAUGUCUGGGGCAAGGCCAUCAAUUGACACAUUGAUUGACCAAAAUUUACAGAAAAGUAUUAACGAUAACAGGCAAAAACUGAUUCCAAUCAUUGAUACAAUUAUUUUGUGUGGGCGAAUUGGCAUAGCUUUGCGUGGCCACAGAGAUGGUCCUGAUUCACAACCAAAAAUAGGGGAAUACUCGCAAGGGGGGGCUGGAAAUUUUCGUGAAAUUUUAAACUUUAGGGUACGUGCAGGAGACAAUGUAUUAAAAGAACAUUUACAAUCUGCCAGUAAGAAUGCUACAUACAUCUCGAAAAGAUGUACUGGUUUUGACAAUUGAUCAAUUUGACUCAUUUCAUGACAGAUUCAUUUUGUUCAUGGUUGGUUAUAUUACCUGAUGUGCAAGCUGGAAGAAAGAAGAAAGAAGAUUUUGAAUGAAGAAAGAAGAUUUUUACUGGAUUAUUAAUUUAAUCCUCUAAUCUUUAAAAAAUGUUAUUUUUGGAUUUCAUUUAUCUGGAUGUGAAUCUGGAAGAAAGAAGAAAUUUUGCUGGCUGGCUAAUUUUAGCCUUAAUUUUUCUGAAAACAUUAUUUGGCUUUUAUUUAUGAAUUUUAUGGUUGUUUUUUUUUCCAAUAACAUAUAAGAAAUGGACAUGUGAAGGUCCUGUCUGCUGCAUUUUUGAGUGCUGAAAUAGAUAAAUAAGCUAAAGCUUCUGGGGCUUCGCCCCAGACCCCCAGCUGUUUUAUCACGCGCAAUUUUUGCUACGCAAAAAUUUCGCGUG